Molecule: messenger RNA, 586 nt
Organism: Bactrocera dorsalis (oriental fruit fly)
Lineage: Eukaryota; Metazoa; Arthropoda; Insecta; Diptera; Tephritidae
Exons: 2
Coding region: 38-586 (182 amino acids)
Source: RefSeq, a predicted model, not a curated record
GGAUACAACAAUUAAUGCGGCUGCCCUUGUUUAAAAAAUGCGAACGCUUUUGAAUGCCUACAAAGCAGCGAAGGACAACGAAAAACAGACUGGCACUUCUCCGUGCACAGUACCAUAUAUGCGCGAGAUGGACGAAAUUUUUGGCGAAAGUUGCUUGGUGUCCAACAACCACACCUUAAACAUUGGAACAGAUCCUCAAAAGGCAUUGGUUGAGUCUAGUGGUAAGGAUUCAACUGAUUUUCAAACAAUCCUCGACGAUAUGCCAAGUACUUCGGGGCAGAGCCGGUCUGCACUAAGCCGUAGCAUAUGCAGACCAAAUGCUGUGAAUUCACAGGAGCCGAACGCAGCAAAUUCUGUUCCAAAUCGGCGUUAUAGGAAAAGCGCUAAAGAACUAUAUUUAAAAAAAAAAAUCGAACAAAAAAGGAAAAGUGCUAAAGUACAGGCGAAGUUUUACGCAAAUAUCAAAAAACGAAUGCAGGAUUUGGCCGAAAAUCAAAAAAUUCUAAUAGAAAUUGAACAAAAAAAAAUGAAAAUAGAAGAAGAAAAAUUAAAAAUUUUAAAACAGUAUUUUAUGAAUACAAAUUAG